AUGUCCACAGCAGAGGGGGCCAUUUUGGAAGUGGAUCAGAAGCUGGCCUUCGCCAAGGCCUUGCCCGAAGAGAUCCAGAAGCUGGCGUGGUCACGCGCCGGCUUGUUGCCGACAACCACGGACGAUGCGGUCCUGCGCGCAAAUGCUGCUCGCUUGAUGGAGCACACUACGACCGUGGUCCGGGAAGCGCGGCUGGCUUGGGUGGACGCCGCCGUGCGGGAUGAUGCGGUGAAGGCCAACAUUGCCUUGCUGCCCCCUGCAGACUUCCUCGCCCGGGCCCAAGUGGAGUGCAUGCCUGAGAGUGUUCGCGCGGAUUGGAGCCGCGUUCUCAAAGGAGAUGAUUCUGCCGACUUGGUGGCCCUGCGUGCUCAGCUUUUCCACAACAUGUGGAGCCUGGACGCUGCCGUGGAGAAGUAUGAGAAGGGUUUGAGCUUUGGGGAAAAGUACGCGAAGAAGGAGCCUGGUCGAGACGCAGUCCAAUCCUUCCUCAGCCUCUUUGACCUCGAGCAGCGGCAGGCCUUCGGAUUGCCGGCCAAGAAGACCUCCAUGUGGAGGGACGCGUGCUCUGCGGCUUACACUUUGGCGUGGCACAUUUUCAAGAGCCACGCCCAGACGGGCAUUUUGUGGAGCUCAGGGUUGGGCGAGGCCUGGACGCGCUUGCGGGGCACAGGCCCCGCAGGUUUGUCGGCGCACACAGCAGCCUAG
Molecule: messenger RNA, 705 nt
Organism: Durusdinium trenchii
Lineage: Eukaryota; Dinophyceae; Suessiales; Symbiodiniaceae
Source: the annotation of a GenBank genome assembly